GGCGCGGAGCGAGCCCUCGCCGGCGCUUCCUCCUCUCCGCACCCAUCCGCUACCCUCUCGCCUGCGCACCACCACCACCUCUCCCAGCUGCUCGCUGCUCCCGCCGGCGCAGCGCCUGUGCCAUGUCCUCGCCGCCGCGCGGUGCAGCCGCCUCUGCCUCUGCCGCGCCCGCUGCGCAGCUUGCCACACCGCCGCGCAGCCGCAGGGCCCGCGAGCCCUCGGCCUCGUCGAGUGGCUCCAAUAACGCCCCUAGCAUGCCGGCCUCGCCCGCCGCCUUUGCCGACGCGCGCAGCAGCGCCAGCCACGGCGUCCUGCCCGUCGCGCCGUCGCGCUCGUCGCGCAUCGGCGCCUGGAGCGCCUCCAGCCACGACGACGACGGCCGCUCCGUGCACACGGCCUACACCGGCCCGCCCUCGCCCUCUGCCGCGCGCCUCUCCGACGCUGCACCGCUGACCAGCGAGGUGACGCUUGGCUCAGCCGCACCAGACACGCCUACUCGGCACGCUCACGCGCGCCACGCUGACUCGUCGCCGUCGCGAGCACGCGGCGUCGGCAACGCGCUCCUCGGCGCCGUCACGGGCGAGGUCAUGAUGGGCGGCACCGGGCUCCUCUCGCAGCCGCAGGGCUCGCACGGCGGCAUCGAGGCCGCCGAGGCCGAUGCGCAGUACGCAGCGACGCAGCGCGGCAUUGAGCAUGCGCACCAGCUCGAGCACAGCAGCCCCACGGCGCGCAGCCGCGACUCGCAGGCCGGCAGCACGAGCGACGAGGACCGCUCGCGCGGCGACCACGCCACGCCCGGCGAGAAGGGCUCGCCCGUCGACCCCGGCCUGGCGCCGCUGGACAAGCAGGUCGCGCUGCAGAUGCACGGCUCGUCCGACUCGCUCUCGCGCCGCUCGCACGACGAGCCGCUGCAGUACAAGGCGACGGUGCGCGAUCUCUUCCGCUACGCGACCAAGUGGGAUCUCUUCUGGAACGCCAUCGGCAUUCUGGCGGCGUGUGCGGCGGGUGCGGCGCAGCCGCUGAUGACCAUCGUGUUCGGCAACCUCACUACCUCCUUCCUCGACUACACCAACUCUGCCGCCGACCCGAGCGCGUCGCCCGAGGCGGUGCUGGCCGCACGCGCGGAGCUGCAGCGCAACGUCAACAUGGACGCACUGCUGCUGCUCUACAUUGGCAUCGCCAUGUUUGGCGCCACGUACAUCUACAUGGCGUCGUGGAUGUACACGGGCGAGUCGAUCACGCGGCGCAUCCGCGAGAACUACCUCGCCGCCGUGCUGCGCCAGGAGGUGGCGUACUUCGACCUCGUCGGCGCGGGCGAGAUCACGAGCCGCAUCCAGUCCGACAUCCAGCUCAUCCAGGAGGGCAUCUCGGACAAGGUGCCCAUGUCGUUCAUGUUCCUCGCCACCUUCGUCACCGGCUUCGUCGUCGCCUUUGCCAAGUCGCCCGCCCUCGCCGGCGUCAUGUCGUCGAUUGUGCCGUGCAUCAUCGCGGCGGGCGCGCUCAUGAACGUGCUCGCGACGAAGCACCAGCAGGCCGAGCUCGCGCACGUGGGCUCGGGCGCCUCCGUCGCCGAGGAGGCGCUCAGUGCCGUGCGCACGGCCAAGGCGUUCGGCAUCGAGGCGCGCCUCGUCGAGCUGUACGACACGUUCAACCACGCCACGGUGCGCACCGGCCGCGCCAAGGCCAUCAUCAACGGCGCCGGCAUGGGCGUCUUCUUCUUUGUCAUCUACUCGUCGUACGCGCUCGCCUUCUGGUACGGCUCGAAGCUCAUCGCCAGCGGCAACAUCCCCACGGGCACCGUGAUGAACGUCGUCUUCUCCAUCCUGAUGGGCUCCUUCUCGAUGGCAAUGCUGGCGCCCAACGCGCAGGCGUGGGCCUACGGCCUGUCUGCCUCGAGCAAGGUCUUCGAGACGAUCGACCGCACGCCCGACAUCGACUCGUCCAGCGAGGAGGGCGCCCGUCCGGCGCGCUGCGAGGGCGAGAUUGAGAUCCUCAACGUGGCUUUCCGCUACCCGGCGCGCCUCGACGUGCCCAUCCUCGAGAACUUCUCCGUGCACGUGCCCAAGGGCAAGGUUACUGCGCUCGUCGGCGCGUCCGGCAGCGGCAAGAGUACCAUCGUGUCGCUCGUGGAGCGCUUCUACGACCCCGACGCCGGCGCCGUGUUCCUCGACGGCCGCGACAUCCGCGACCUCAACCUGCGCUGGCUGCGCACGCAGAUCGGCCUCGUGUCGCAGGAGCCGACGCUCUUCGCCACGACGAUCCGCGAGAACAUCGAGUACGGCCUGCUCAACACGGCGUGGGAGAAGGCCGACAAGGAGAAGCGGGCCGCGCUCGUGCUGGACGCGGCCAAGCAGGCCAAUGCGCACGCGUUCAUCGAGGCGCUGCCCGAGGGCUACGAGACACUCGUCGGCGAGCGCGGCUUCCUUCUGUCUGGCGGUCAGAAGCAGCGCAUCGCGAUCGCGCGCGCCAUCGUCAAGAACCCUGCCAUUCUUCUGCUCGACGAGGCCACGAGCGCUCUCGACACGCAGAGCGAGCACAUCGUGCAGGAUGCCCUCGACAAGGCCUCGCGCGGCCGCACGACGAUCACGAUCGCACACCGCCUGUCGACGAUCAAGAACGCCGACAACAUCGUCGUGAUGGGCAAGGGCACCAUUCUCGAGACGGGCACGCACGAUGCGCUGCUUGCGCAGCGCGGCGCGUACGCGGCGCUGGUGUCCGCACAGGCCAUCCGUGCCAACACGACGUCGACCGAGGCCAUCUUCGACGACAAGGCCGAGCUCGAAGACCUGCGGCGCCGCACUGCCGAAGGGCUCGAGCGCACCAAGUCGCGCCAGAGCUUCAACUCGAUCACCAGCCAGCUCAUGCGCCGCAAGAAGGAGGAGCGCGACGCCGUCAAGGCGCCGCGCCACGGCCUGCUGUACCUGCUCUACCGCCUGGCCAAGAUCAAUAAGGGCCACAUCUGGUCGCUGUACGGCGUCGGCUUCGUCGGUUCGUUCCUCUCCGGCGCCGUGUACCCGCUCUUUGCCCUUCUCUUCGGUCGUGCUCUGCAGAACUUCUCGCUGUGCAGCAACCUGCCGCCGGGGCAGGGCUGCCCGGAGCCCGUGCGCACUGAGAUGCGCUCACAGGCCGACCUCAACGCGCUGUACUUCUUCAUCAUCUCGAUCGGCUCGACGUUCGCCAUCGCCGCGCAGAACCACAACCUCAUGCUGGCCAGCACGUACCUGAUGGAGCGCGUGCGCCGCCUCUCGCUGCUGGCGUACCUGCGGGCCGACGUGGCCUACUUCGACGAGGACACGCACUCGUCGGGCGCGCUCACUUCGGCCAUCUCGGAGAACGCGCAGAAGAUCAAUGGCCUGGUUGGCGUGACGAUGGGCACGAUCCUGCAGUCGUUCGCGACGCUCAUCGUCGGCUACAUCAUCGGUCUUGCGUACGGCUGGAAGCUGGCGCUCGUCUGCAUCUCCGUCACCCCGCUGACGCUCUCGGCCGGCUUCGUGCGCCUCAAGCUCGUCAUUCUCAAGGACAGCAAGAUCUCGGCUGCGCACCAGGCGGCUGCGCAGCGCGCGUGUGAGGCGUCGGGCGCGAUCCGCACCGUCGCCUCGCUCACCGGCGAGACGCACUUCCACGCCGUGUACCGCGACGAGCUCAAGGGCCCGGCGCGCAUCACGCACCGCGCGGCCUUCUACUCGACGAUCCUGUACGCCAUCUCGCAGGCACUCGCGUUUGGUGUCAUUGCGCUUGCCUUCUGGUACGGCAGCGGCCUGCUUCUCGACGGCGAGAUCACGUCUGGCCACUUCUUCACCGUCCUCACGGCCGUCAUCUUUGGCAGCAUUCAGGCGGGCAACGUAUUCAACUUUGUGCCCGACAUCUCGAACGCGCGCGGCGCCGCUGAUGCCACGAUCCGGCUGCUCGACAUGCGCCCCGAGAUCGACUCGGAGAGCACGGGCGGCACGGUGCUCGAGCACUGCGAGGGACACGUGCAGUUCGAGAAGGUGCACUUCCGCUACCCGACUCGGCCCGGCGUUCGCGUGCUCGGCGGCCUGCAGAUGGAGAUCAAGCCGGGCUCGUACUGCGCGCUCGUCGGCGGCAGCGGCUGCGGCAAGUCGACGACGAUCCAGCUCAUCGAGCGCUUCUACGACCCGAUCCAGGGCCGCAUCCUCAUCGACGGGCACGACAUCACCGAGCUGAACCUCAAGUCGCUGCGGCGCCACAUUGCGCUUGUGUCGCAGGAGCCCACGCUCUACGACGGGACGAUCGCGUACAACAUCCGCCUCGGCGCCUUUGAAGACGCGGACGACGUCACCGACCAGAUGCUGCAGCGCGCCGCGGCCAAUGCCAAUAUCCUCUCCUUCAUCGAGUCGCUGCCGAACGGCUGGGACACGGAGGUUGGGGGCAAGGGCACGCAGCUGAGCGGCGGACAGAAGCAGCGCAUUGCCAUUGCGCGGGCACUCAUCCGUGACCCCAAGAUCCUGCUUCUCGACGAGGCGACUUCUGCGCUCGACUCUGAGUCCGAAGCAGUGGUGCAGGAGGCUCUGGACAAGGCCGCGCGUGGGCGCACAACAAUUGCGAUCGCGCACCGCCUCUCGACGAUCUCGCGCGCCGACCGCAUCUUCGUGCUCAAGGACGGCGCCGUCGCCGAGAUGGGCCAGCACUCGACGCUGAUGCAGCUUGGCGGCAUCUACGCCGACCUCGUCUCGCUGCAAGCGCUCCAGAAGGAGGAGUGAUCGCUCCGCUGUCGGCAUCUAUAUGGGCUCCCAGUCACCGUGUCAUACCUCUCUCAGCGACCAGCCUUGCGCGUGCGCAGGCGUUCUGGACCCGCUCGUCUCGCUGCUCAUCUACCCCGUACAUUCUUCCCGGCGCGUACACCAUUGCAUCUCUAGUCUCCGCACCUUCUCUCGCAUGCGCGCCUCAGACCAAUCGACACAUUCAGUGGC
This is a messenger RNA of Tilletiopsis washingtonensis, 4931 nucleotides long. RefSeq names its product P-loop containing nucleoside triphosphate hydrolase protein. Gene Ontology annotation, cellular component: membrane. Bases 123 to 4721 code for a protein of 1532 amino acids. The record is from RefSeq and is a predicted model, not a curated record. The transcript has 7 exons. NCBI's taxonomy places the organism in Eukaryota, Fungi, Basidiomycota, Exobasidiomycetes, Entylomatales. Gene Ontology annotation, molecular function: ATP hydrolysis activity; ABC-type transporter activity; ATP binding. Gene Ontology annotation, biological process: transmembrane transport.